AUGUUUGACAAUAAAAUCCAUGAAAGUACACAUUUAGAAUCCGUCCAAAUAUAUAUUUUUGUAAAUUUAAUAUCAAUUUCUUUUAUUAUAAAAUCUGACAUUCUUUUUCCAGCAACGCUUGCCAUUAGUUCUAAUCGGGGAAUUGUUAAUUUAUUUUUUAUCGGGGCUAAUUUUCCUUUAGACAUGAUUAUAGAUGUUUGUACCCCAUUUUUAUCAAAUUGUCUUAAAUAAGCGACUGCUGCGUAUGCUUUACCGGAAGCAUCGACAAAAACAUGUAACUCAGUUGGAUUUUGUUUAUUGACUGAAAUUCGCCUUAUUUGGAAAUUGCCAUAAUCUACUUUAAUUUUAUUCCAUUCCUCACAUUCCGUCUUUUCAAUUUCUUCAUCCCAAGUUUUAUCUGUUUUCCACAAGCUUUGGAA
Meloidogyne enterolobii is the source of this 419-nucleotide messenger RNA. Lineage: Eukaryota; Metazoa; Nematoda; Chromadorea; Rhabditida; Meloidogynidae. The record is from the annotation of a GenBank genome assembly.